AUGGGUCGGCGUUUAAGGGGACCCGUGGGACGAGGCUUGGCGACGAGCCUCGUCGUGGAUGUUCUCCCGCGCAAGGCGGAGGCGUAUGCGGUGGCGGAAGGGGGAUUGAAGGAGGUGGCGGACUUGUGUGAAGGGAGAUCGGAGGAGUCGAUUGAAUCAGUCGGAACGAAUAUUAGGCUUGUGAAGGCAGACGGUGGAGGGUUUUCUGUGAAGAAGAGGGAGAGACCGCCGUGUGAAGAAGAGAGAGAGAAUUACCAUAUAGAUAGGAAAUCAACUUUAUAUCGUGCAAAUUCCUCAAAAAGGCCCAAAGGCAAAGGACAAUGA
Molecule: messenger RNA, 324 nt
Organism: Striga asiatica
Lineage: Eukaryota; Viridiplantae; Streptophyta; Magnoliopsida; Lamiales; Orobanchaceae
Source: the annotation of a GenBank genome assembly